AACAGCACUGCGGCCAUUCUUUUGUACACACAAGAGUGUGAACCUGACAACAUGGAUGAUCUUGAGGAACUCAUCACUCUUGCCAGCCACAUUUACACCUAUGCUCUCCCUGUUAACGGUAACCUUGUCAGGGAACUUCCAACAGGCACUCUUUAUGUCACAAGGCAAGAUUCAAGCACUCUGGGUGGAAAAGCCAUUGGCUCAGCAGAUGGAGGAUAUUGCCAGCUGCCAUCCCUUAGUGCAAUGACUGGACAGCUGCCAUCUGGGAAUGUCAAUGUGCAGCUCUUCCAAUUUAAAGAGAAUCCAUUGGAAACCAAGUCCAACGAAAGCAUCACUGGAGCAACUUGCAGCUUUUCUUUGCAGAAUGGAAGCUCUCCAAUCAAAUUCUCAGAUCUGUCAGAGGACAUUGAGAUAUAUCUGCCUCGGCCUGAAGCCCCUCAGCCUAAAGUUGUAGAUAUAACCUGGAAAGCAGGGUUCGCUGUCACCUCGACAUUCAACAUCUCAGACCCAAAUGUGACUGUGGUUGUUACAGCAAUGCCAAAUCGAAACGUAACCCUCAGUGUUUCCUUGCACCCACCAGAGGAGGCGAACGCCACCUAUUUGAAUCAAAGCACUAAUAUAACCUACAAAGACAAUUAUCGCUGGCUGAUCACCCCUGAAAUGACAAAGGGAAUUGAGGGGGCCUGGAAGGUGGCAGUAUUACCAACUUCUUAUUCAUCACAAAGUGGCAUGCUGACCUUUAACGUCUCAGUUUUUGUAACCAAGUGCCUGUUUUGGGAUACCAACCUUGGAGCCUGGAGUAGAGAGGGCUGCAUGGUUGGUCACAAAACAAUGCCGAACCUAACUCACUGUUUGUGCAACCACACAACAUUCUUUGGGAGCUCCUUCUUCGUGAUGCCCAACCAAGUGGAUUUGUCUCAGACAGUAGCUUUGUUUUCCACAAUAAAUGAGAACUAUAUAGUGGUGGUUUUACUCAGCUGCUUCUUUGCCCUCUUUCUGGUGGUUCUGAUGUGGGCCUGGUAUGCAGACCGCAAAGCUCUCAGAACGCGUAAGAUGACUCUGCUGGAGGACAACCAUCCAUGUGCCAUGUACAACUACCUUGUGCAUGUGCAAACAGGCCACAGAAGAGGAGCUGGCACCACUGCCAAGGUUAUGAUGACCCUCCAAUUCCAAGAAGGGCAAAGUGAACUUUACAAUUUGUCCGACCCUGAGAAGCCAGUGUUUGAGAGGGGAGGGGUGGAUGUGUUUUUGCUCAGUAUGCCCUUCUCUCUUGGAGAACUACAGAGCAUUGACAUAUCACAUGACAACUCAGGUGGAAGCCCUGACUGGUACAUGGACAGAAUCUUGGUGCAGGAUUUACAGACGCAGGAGGUCACACACUUUCUGUGCUCCACCUGGCUGAGAGGUGAAAUAUGCAAGAGGACCUUCAACUCAGCUAAAAUGAAUGAAGUUGCAAGCUUUGGCAAUAUCUUCCAGACCCGGACAUCUUCUGGCUUCCGGGAUGAGCACAUCUGGGUGUCAGUCGUGGACCCCCCACGGCGCAGUCCUUUCACACGUGUUCAGAGAGUGGCCUGCUGCAUGUCUCUGCUGCUCUGCACCAUGGCCAUUAACAUCAUGUUCUGGAACCUUCCUGUUGAUAAAGAGUCGCCUGUCCUUCUAAAGAUAGGCUCUUUUGCACUGACAUGGCAGGAGUUCAUGGUGGCAAUAGAGAGCGGCCUCUUCAUGUUCCCCAUCAACAUCCUGAUCAUUACUAUCUUCAGACAUAUCAAGCCACGCAUUCUCCUGAACCAAGAGAAGGAUGGCACCUCCAAGAAAACAACACCAGCUGAUGCUGUUUCUAUGAACUCUAUCAUAAAGGAAACCAUAGGCCUGUUAAAUCAUCUGAGCAAAAGCCCGAAAAACAUGCUGGCUGCCAAAGAGAUCCGGCCGGAGACCAGUGGCGAUCUUUUCUGGGCCCUGAAUAAAGUGAACGAUGUCCUUCAGAUUAUGCAAGUGGAAAAUGUUGGUGAUCCUCACUGGUCGUACUGUAGUCGCUUUGUCUUCUAUUCACUGAGCCACAUUUCUAACCUGCUGGAGCAUGUGGGAGAAAAAGGCUUCUUCCUAAACGAGGAGCUUCGGCAGGCACGCGGGACAGUCGGUGUCCUGCUGAAGAAGGCUGAAAUGGCUACCCUCCAGCACGCUCCUCAAAGCCAACCAGUUGUGCAAGUACAGCAGAAGAAGCAGGGUUGGUGGUUGCCUUGGUGGUUUGUCUUUGUUGGUUGGUUCCUGCUUUUUGCCAUUAGCGGUUUAUCCACCUUCUUUACCCUGUUUUAUGGCUUCCAGUAUGGAAGGGAGUCUUCCAUACAGUGGGUGAUCACUCUUACAUUAUCUCUGGUCCAAAGCAUCUUCAUCUUGCAGCCCCUUAAGGUGAUAUUUGUGGCGAUCUUCUUCGCCAUGAUCCUGAGGCCAGUAGCUGUGGAGAACAACGAGGAGGUUGAACUGCUCCUGCAGGAGCAAAAGGAAAAAUGUGAGAAAUAUGCUGGGAGGUCAAUAUCCUGAUUACAUCUCACCUUGGACUCAAACUGUAAAGAAGGAGGCUUGAUUUGAGACGCCAUCAAACUCACACAAUUUUAUUCUAGUUCUAUUUUGGUGUCGGGAACAGAUGAUAUGCCAUUUCCAUGUCUAUGCAAAUGACUGGCGUCUCACUGUCUCUUGCAGAUUAUAAUCCAUUUGUGUAGGCAGACUUUAUAUUUCAUGUUUAUAUUUUAGUAAUUAUUACUGUGUACAGGUCUUUGUCUCAAAAUCUAGUUACAUAUUAUUGAUUUAGUCUAUACUGUUGCAAAAAUAAUGGUGUAUAGUUUAGCACACUUAAGUUUUACAUUACUUUUUGUUUUCUGAUCAAAUCAGAAAAAAGGGUUUUCUAAUAGAUGGCAUUAAUGUCAUACAUGAACAUGUCUACAUUUUGGUGGGAAGUAUCAUUCUAUACAUUGCAAUUUUUGGUUAACGUGCUACAAUAGCAGAUUCUCAUUUCACUCUUAUUUUGGUAACUGUUGAGUAGAUAGUAUACUGCAGUCUGUCUGCUGUAAUUGUUGAGCUUUGCUUAAUGUCAUCUCAGUAUGAGGGGUAGGUCAGUGUCAAUGUUGAAACUAUAUUACUUUUUUUUUUUUAAAAACACUGAAUAUUCUCACUAUUAUGUCUCAGUUUAAUUCAUGUAAUGUAUAAAUACUCUAUAAAAUGUAUUUUAGUAUAACUUCAAUAAAUAAGUUAUUUUCCAAUGCA
This is a messenger RNA of Carassius gibelio (silver crucian carp), 3258 nucleotides long. RefSeq names its product polycystic kidney disease 1-like 3 (gene pkd1l3). Gene Ontology annotation, cellular component: membrane. The record is from RefSeq and is a predicted model, not a curated record. The coding region runs from base 52 to 2538 and encodes 828 amino acids. The transcript has 17 exons. Gene Ontology annotation, biological process: detection of mechanical stimulus. Lineage: Eukaryota; Metazoa; Chordata; Actinopteri; Cypriniformes; Cyprinidae. Gene Ontology annotation, molecular function: protein binding; calcium channel activity.